UGAGUCGCUGGUCCAUGUGUUGUGGUAGCUGAUAUCAACGUUAGAAACCUAUGUUUAGAUCAAAAUGAGUUCUCAAAAGGGCAACGCAUCGCGCUCGCGAGGACAAAAGCACCAAAACACGACUGCUUACAAGAACGACAAAUAUGGAGCAAGUGUUCAAGUAAAGAUAGCAAACUCGAAGGUCCACGACGGGUUAUGUCAACGCUGCAAGGAAGUUAUUGAGUGGAAAGUCAAAUACAACAAAUACAAAUCCCUUUCCCAACCUCGAACAUGUGUGAAAUGUUCUCAGAAGACGGUGAAGGAUGCAUAUCACGUCAUUUGUAAAAUCUGUGCCCUGAAGCUGGAGCUUUGUGCCAAGUGUGGGAAGAAAGAGGACAUCGUAAUUCCGGUUAACACACAGAAGCAGGGAGAGGAAGAGGAGGAAUACACCAAUCAAAAGAUGACCGGACGUACUCGGAGGAAGGACUUCAAUGAGCUUGAUGAUGACUUUGGUGACUUGGGCAGUGAUGAUGAUGAUGACCUUGCCAGUGACUCAGGUCCUGAGAAGGCAGGAAGCGGCAAGGCCCUUGUCCCUAAUGUGGCACAUGUUAGUUUCAAAGACUGCUAAACCAGGAUGACCCUAAAUGUACCUCCUAUCCAUUUGAUUAAUAUACUUAUCCUCUCAUUAUACAUACUUUUGCUAAGAAGACUCAUCACUGUAGAUUUAUUCACUCUAAAAUACAAUAGCCUACUUGUGUUGGGACGUUAAAUGGACAACCCCCACUUUCAAUUAAUUGUUUUGUAGUAGAUCCCAUGAGACAGCAAUUUUUGUCAUGCUUUGAUGGGUUUAAGGAAGCAUUAUUUUGUUUGUGAAGGAAUAUUCACAAGCACUACUGGAUUGAAGUCAUUAUAGUGCCCCAGCAGCUGUUUUUGAACUUUUCCAGAUACAUGAAUACACACGUAUGUACACACAUGUCAAAAGAUACAUUUUGAGAAAAUAGAGAUUAUUUUUAUUUAUUCUGACAAUGUAUUUUGAGUAAUAUGCAUUAUUUCAGCUGAAUGCUUUCCUCUGUAGGCCAUAGUGGAACAUCUUCUCUCAGAUUUCUCCCUUUUUAGAGCUACAAGUGGACCAUAAUCUUUAUGGUGAGUCGCACUAACUUGUUACCAUACUAUUAACAUAAUUAAUUGAUGAUCUCAGUGGGUUUUAUUUAGUGCCUUUGGUAAUGACCACAUGCCAGUUGUGUUCUGCUUAUUCAAACACAUGACCUUAGUGCUCCUCCUGACUUAAAGGAGUAGUUUUUCAAAUGAAGGAGUAGGCCUUUAAUUUUUUUUUUAAAUACCAUUUUCAACAGGGUAUUCAGUAUCUUUUUGACCCAAACCAUUUGGUGCCCUUACUUAUAAGCCAUUGGAAAAGCUCCUUGGUGUUUGUGGUAUAUUAACUCCAAGUAUUGCACACAGCUGGAAUCCAUCAUGCAAGUUAUUUGUUAAGCAAACUAUACUGAACAAAAAUAAACGCAACAUGGUUUCAUGAGCUGAAAUAAAAGAUCCCAGAA
Salvelinus sp. IW2-2015 is the source of this 1532-nucleotide messenger RNA. RefSeq lists its product as uncharacterized. The record is from RefSeq and is a predicted model, not a curated record. Lineage: Eukaryota; Metazoa; Chordata; Actinopteri; Salmoniformes; Salmonidae.